Molecule: messenger RNA, 4158 nt
Organism: Cuscuta epithymum
Lineage: Eukaryota; Viridiplantae; Streptophyta; Magnoliopsida; Solanales; Convolvulaceae
Source: the annotation of a GenBank genome assembly
UCGCCACCCCCACCCCCAAACCCACUCCACCGCGAACAAGGAAUCUGUGUCUUUCAAAAACAAAAAAGCAUUUUUUAUUUCAAAAAUACAUCAAAGUCUCCAACAAAAAAGUUCAAAAAUUUGCGACUCCGUAGCCCGUCGUCUCUCACAGUCGGUCUUUUUCUACUUCCAAUCUCUGCAACUUUUUUUGUCUCUUUGAGGAAGAAGACAUUUUAUCUUUCCGUCAAGUCGUCAACACGUAUUCAUAGAUGCAGACGUAGAACAGUCGUCUCAGUUCACUGAAAACUUCAGACUUACGUACUGGUUGGCUUUUUAGCUUUGAACGUGCAGAGGAAUUCAAAAUGCAUUAAAGUUCUCCACGACGCCAUGUGACUCUUCUGACAGUGUUUCACGUUCCUAUUCUUCUCCAGCUCGGCUGAUCGGUGAAUUGGGAGAGGACAGGAAUGUCGGCGUCUUCCUCCAGAGGACGAAGUAGCUCCCCUUUUCACCGCCGGAAGCCGUCGAGUCCGUUCUCUUCGUCGUUGUCCUCCUCGUCGUUCAUGAACGGACGGCUCAUACCUCGAUCGUCAUCAUCAUCGAACACCUCGUUCUCUGGAUCAGCUGUUGGGUACAAUUCCAGAUCGAUGACAGCGAGUACAAGCCGAAGCGAUUCUGCUUAUCAAAAAAAUUAUGGAAAUCGUACUCCAGUCCAUUAUCCGUCCGCGGAUGAGCUGCUUGCCGAGCCAGUGGAUGCUUCCAGAUCGGGAGACAGUAUAUCGGUGACCGUCCGAUUUCGUCCUAUGAGUGAACGGGAAUAUCAGAAAGGGGAUGAGAUCGCUUGGUAUCCAGAUGGUGAAAAAGUUGUUCGAAAUGAAUAUAAUCCAGCCACUGCUUAUGCAUUUGAUAGAGUAUUUGGACCUGAUACAAGUACUCAGGAGGUUUAUGAAGUAGCUGCUAGACCAGUAGUCAAAGCUGCAAUGGAAGGGGUAAAUGGAACUGUAUUCGCUUAUGGUGUUACUAGCAGUGGAAAGACACAUACUAUGCAUGGAGAUCAAAGUUCUCCAGGUAUAAUUCCAUUGGCGAUAAAGGAUGUUUUCAGCAUUAUUCAAGAUACUCCAGGAAGCGAAUUUUUGCUUCGUGUAUCAUACCUCGAGAUCUAUAAUGAGGUGAUCAAUGACUUGCUUGAUCCCACCGGGCAGAAUCUGCGUGUUAGAGAAGAUUCACAGGGUACUUAUGUUGAGGGUAUAAAGGAAGAAGUUGUUUUAUCCCCGGGUCAUGCACUUUCUUUCAUAGCUGCAGGGGAAGAGCACCGUCACGUUGGUUCAAAUAAUUUUAAUUUGUUUAGUAGCCGCAGUCACACAAUAUUUACAUUGAUGAUUGAAAGUAGUGCCCAUGGAGAUGACUAUGAUGGAGUGAUAUUUUCCCAACUGAACCUGAUUGAUUUAGCUGGGUCUGAGAGCUCAAAGACAGAAACAACAGGAGUAAGGAGAAAGGAAGGAUCAUACAUAAACAAAAGUCUUUUAACCCUUGGAACAGUUAUAGGAAAGUUAAGUGAAGGGAAGGCAUCACAUGUUCCUUAUCGAGAUUCUAAACUUACUCGCCUGUUGCAGUCUUCAUUGAGUGGGCGUGGACAUGUUUCACUCAUAUGUACAGUUACUCCUGCAUCAAGUAAUUUGGAGGAAACUCACAAUACUUUAAAAUUUGCAAGCAGGGCAAAACAAGUUGAAAUUUAUGCAUCUCGUAACAAGAUUAUUGAUGAAAAAUCUUUGAUUAAGAAAUAUCAAAGAGAAAUAUCAUGUCUCAAGCAAGAACUGGAUCAGCUAAGAAGCGGAAUGCUUGUGGGUGUCAACCACGAAGAAAUUGUAACCUUAAAACAGAAGCUGGAAGAAGGACAAUAUAAAAUGCAGUCAAGAUUGGAGGAGGAGGAGGAAGCAAAGGCUGCUCUGAUGAGCAGAAUCCAGAGGCUUACAAAACUAAUUCUUGUUUCUUCAAAAAAUUCAAUUCCAGGCUAUUUGGGUGAUGUCUCUUCCCAUCAAGGAAGCCUACCUGCUUGUGAAGAUGAUAAGUUGGAUGCUCUGCGCGAAGGUUCUUUGCUGACAAACAGACUGAGCCAGAAUAUGCCAUCAGGUGCUUCAGUUUUUAAGCACCAAAGAUCUUCCAGCAACUGGAAUGAUGAUUUAUCACAGGCUGGUAGUACAAUUACCGAAUCAACUCAAGUGGGUGAACUUAUCAGCGGUUCUUCCAGCUCAAAGCAGCCUGCCGAUGAAAUUGGUAUUUCAGACCAGAUGGACCUUUUAGUUGAGCAAGUCAAGAUGCUUGCUGGAGAUAUUGCAUUCAGCACCAGUACACUAAAGCGCUUGUUGGACCAGUCUGUAGAUGAUCCAGAGAGCUUCAAAAGCCAAAUUCAAACUUUGGAGCGUGAUAUUCAGGAGAAAAGAACACAAAUGAGAAUCUUAGAACAGCGAAUUGUAGAGAGCGGUGAAACAUCAAUUGCUAAAGCAUCUAUCGUUGAGAUGCAGCAGACAUUGAUGAAAUUGGUGGCUCAGUGUGGUGAACAGGGUUUUGAGCUUGAGAUUAAGUCUGCAGAUAAUCGCAUCCUUCAAGAACAGCUGCAGAUCAAGUGCUUGGAGAAUGCAGAGCUGCAAGAGAAAAUCAGUCACCUGGAGCAGCAGUUAUCUACACUCAAGAGUGAAAAGUCAUCACCCUCUUCUGAACAGUGUGUGCCAGAUGAAUAUGUAGAUGAACUGAGAAAGAGAAUUCAGAUUCAGGAGAUUGAGAAUGAGAAAUUGAAACUAGAACAUGUUCACAUUGUGGAGGAGAACACUGGACUUCGUGUACAGAACCAAAAACUGUCUGAGGAGGCGUCUUAUGCAAAGGAAUUAGCCUCAGCUGCUGCUGUUGAACUUAAAAACAUAGCCGGGGAAGUCACCAAGCUUUCAUUACAGAACACAAAAAUGGACAAAGAAUUAUCUGCUGCUCGAGAGAAGUUGAUGAACUCUAGUAGGAGUUCCAGUGUGCAGACCGGUAAUGUUGGGAGUCGCAAGUAUACUGAGAGUACAAGAAUGGGUCGUAAGGGUUAUACAUCCGGCCGUGCGAAUGAAGUCUUUCAUGAUGACUUUGACACAUGGGACCUGGACCCAGAAGAUUUGAAGAUGGAAUUACAGGCAAGGAAACAGCGAGAGUUUGCUUUGGAGGCUGCCUUGGCUGAGAAGGAGAUUAUAGAGGAUGAGUACCGGAAAAGGGUUGAAGAGGCAAAGAAAAAGGAAGCUGCUUUGGAAAAUGAUUUAGCUAAUAUGUGGGUGCUAGUUGCACAGCUGAAGAAAGAAAACGGUACUAGACGAGAGUUGAAGGCUAAUGAGAAGCAGAGUGAUGCAGUGGACAACAGCAUUGUAAACGGCAAGGAUCCUGUGUGCUCAGAGCUCCAAUCCCGGGAUCACCCAUCUCCACCGCCUGUCAUUCCAAAAGAAGAACCUCUUGUUGCACGCCUUAAGGCUCGAAUGCAAGAGAUGAAAGAGUUAGAGCGUAAGCACUCCGUGCAGUCGGGGAAUGGGGAUUCAAAUUCACAUGUGUGCAGAGUGUGUUUUGAAUCAUCUACUGCUGCUAUGCUUCUACCUUGCCGUCAUUUUUGCCUUUGCAAAUCUUGCUCCCUUGCCUGUGCCGAGUGUCCAAUUUGCCGGGCAAAGAUUGUAGAUAGAAUAUUUGCCUAUACUUAGAGAGAAGUAAGGACUUCUAGCCAAGCUUGUUAGAAUGGAAAUACUAUCAAAUUACAUGCUGGAUUUUUACUGUAAAUUUGUGAACUGAUGUAAAGCUUAGCCCCCCACACCCCACCCCGUGUUUCCAUGCAGGCCUGCAGGGUCUUCAUUAAGUGUGUGCCUUAUAUUGUCCCAUUCUUUGAUUGGUUCGACUAUGGGCAAUGGCAACUCGGCAAGUGUUAUGAAGCAUUUGUAAUAUAUGUUCAUGUACUCUGGUAACUUCAAAAUUGGAUUGCCAGAGGCUACAAAGAGGACAAAAAUGUCAAUAGAUACGAAAUCAUUCAUUAAUGGAUAUUUCCUCGAUUUUGAUAAUUCUAGCCCUGUCAAUGUUACGAGUUCAUGACGUACAUCGGUACAUGACCUGUUUGCUUUUAGUAAUACAUAUAUUUUUACGAGUUGAUAAAUGUGGUUAUUCAUUGACAAGUCU